Oldenlandia corymbosa var. corymbosa is the source of this 2282-nucleotide messenger RNA. The record is from the annotation of a GenBank genome assembly. Lineage: Eukaryota; Viridiplantae; Streptophyta; Magnoliopsida; Gentianales; Rubiaceae.
CCGACACAUUCUCCUAGUCCUACGUACUAGAGCAUCAACAUAUUCCUUCAACAACUAUUUCGAUUUUCUUGAACACAAAUUUUACGAUGGAGCUGGCUGCUGAUGUUGUCAGAGAAUUGGAGGACUGCAGCAUUAUUGUCACUGGUGCAGCUGGUUUUCUCGCUAAGGUGUUUGUUGAGAAACUAUUAAGAGUUCAACCGAACGUGAAGAAGCUAUAUCUUCUUUUAAGGGCCCCAGAUGAAAAAUUAGCGAUGCAACGUUUUAAUUCUGAGGUAUGUUGAGUUAGCAGUGCUCAAGCCUAACUCUGUUUCGUAGUUUAUCUGUUUUAAAAUGAUUAUCUUAUUUCUGUGAAAGCAUUCAAUACCAUGAAAUUGCUAAUUCAUGUUGUAUCUAAUUUAAAUUUCAACAUUCUUUUGGCUGAUGUUGUCUCCAUAGAUUAUAUCAAACGACUUGUUCCGGGUUCUAAAACAGAAAAGUGGGGCAAAUUUUAGUACCCUUAUUUCGCAAAAGGUUACAGUUGUACCUGGUGACAUCACUUGUGAGAAUCUAGGAGUAAAAGACAUGAAUUUGUUGGAAGAGAUGUGGAAGGAAAUUGACGUUGUUGUUAACCUUGCCGCAACCACCAACUUCGAUGAAAGAUAUGAUGUAUCCCUGGGAAUUAACACUAUGGGAGCUAAGAAUGUUUUGAACUUUGCUAAAAGCUGUGCUAGAAUGAAGUUGCUGCUCCACGUUUCAACAGCUUACGUAUCAGGAGAAAAACAGGGAGUGAUUCUUGAAACUCCCUUUCGCAUGGGGGAUACUCUCAAUGGGACUUCUGGAUUAGACGUCGAGAAUGAGAAGAAAAUCAUUGAUGAAAAAUUUAAAGAGCUCCAAGCUGAGAAUGCUAGUGAAAAAGAUGUCAAAUUAGCCUUGAAGGGUCUUGGAAUUCAAAGGGCAAGGAAAUUUGGAUGGCCAAACACCUAUGUCUUCACAAAGGCAAUGGGGGAGAUGCUUUUGGGAAGCCUUAAAGGCAAUGUCCCUCUUGUAAUUGUUCGACCUACAAUCGUAACCAGCACAUAUAAAGAACCUUUUUCCGGUUGGGUAGAAGGAUUUAGAACCAUUGAUAGCUUUGCUGUUGGUUAUGCAAAAGGGAAACUAACUUGCUUGCUUGGCGAUCCUAAUACCAUACUUGAUCUCAUUCCAGCCGAUAUGGUGGUGAAUGCGAUGAUAGCGGCCAUUGUGACUCAUAUAAAUCAACCAAAUGAAGAAGAGAUGACCAUUUACCAUGUUGGUUCUUCCGCAUCGUACCCUGUUACGUAUUCUUCAGUUCAAGAUUAUAACCAGAGAUACUUUGCCAAGCAUCCAUGGAUUAACGCAAAAGGAAAACCAGUUAAAGUCGGAAAGGUCACAGUUCUCAAAACUAUGGACAGUUUUCGGAGUUACAUGGCUCUUCGUUACUUGCUUCCCUUGAAGGGUUUAAAGGUUCUGAAUGCAGCAUUUUGUCAAUAUUACGGUGGAUUGUACCAUGAUCUUCACCGCAAAAUAAAAUAUGCGAUGCGGAUGAUUGAUCUUUAUGGGCCAUACCUUCUAUUCAAGGGAAUUUAUGACGACAUGAGUACCGAAAGAUUGCGUGGAAUCAUUAGGGAGAAAGGUGCUGAAAAUGUGUUCUACUUUGAUCCCAAGAGUAUCAAUUGGGAGGACUAUUUUAUGAACAUCCAUCUUCCCGGAGUUGUGAAAUACAUAUCUAAAUGAAAAAAUCGGUUGCCUGAAUGAGAUUAUCAAGGCGAGCUUUUUACUCCAGCUUUAGAAUUUGAAAGAUUCAGAGUGUUUGAUAAAUGGAAAUGUAUUAUUAUUGUUAUUUGCAUUGGUUAAUAUUAUUGGUUAUAUGAUUAAUUCAAAGGUUUAUUAUUUUUAUAGAACAUUGAUCGAUUAAUUCGACUGUGAAAUGAAACAUCCUUCCAAGUUCAAGUAUCAAAUUUCCUUUGAAAUUUAAUCGUUGUUAAUUGUUUUUGCUUACUAAACAGGUAUUCUUAAAAACGAAAGCAUGUUCUUAAGCAGACCACCAAAAGGCUUUUUGGUUUUAUUUUUAUUAUUUCAUAUAUAGAAAGAGAUUUAUGUUUAAUAAUUGCACUACCUCAUUGGAGAAUAAGUAAUCCUCGAAUCUUUAUGACUAAAAAAUAAGAGUGUACUUUGUAUAUGCUACCCAACUGCUUUUGUAGUUAGUUGCCAAUGACGCUAAAUAGCCAAUUUUCAAAGUUAGUUCUAAUUUUUAUUUAUUUAUUUGUGCUAAGAAUUUAAUAGUA